CGUCUUUGAAAAAGGGCUUUUACGAGCGAUUAGAGCAUCAUCACGUAGCCACCCCUCAGACUAUACCCCAUUUUGAUAGCCAUGCCAAGCUUAUAGAGCUCCGCGAAGCCAUUGCACCGUGGUGGAUUACUGAAAACACCAGCCCUGAAGACAAAGAAGCAUGUCUACAGGGACUAAACGCUGCUCUUGAGGCGGUGAAGGCGAUGCCAAGAUUUCAAUGACAAUAAACGUAACGAUUUCCUGAGUUUAAAUUGUUUACUUUCAAAAAUAGGCCGUCGAUUGGGGAAAAAUUCAAGCUCGAGCCCUUUUUUUUUUAUUACCCUCUCCUCGUUUUGUGCAAAUGAGGUUGUUUGCCGACAACAAGUCGACAAAACUUCAAAAGAAAUUGCAACAGGAGGAGCAAUUACUGUUUGCCCAAGAGCAAGCUAGAAAGCGUGCCCAGAUUGAGGAAGAUGAGAAACUUGCCAAAGAGUUACAGGCGCAAGAGAGCAGAUCCAGCAGACAAUCGUCAACAGGAUCAGCUUCACCGCCGCCAUUGCCUGCGAGACCUCCAAAACCUUUAGCCUAUCAUCCCGAGUAUCUACCACGAGUAAAGUCAGACCCGGCAGUAACUACCCCCACUACACAUAAAACCAUGCCUUUCGGUCGAAUAAGGACGACAUCUACCCCUACAGUAGUCGAUAUAAGCACUUUUCCACCACGGUCUCCAGCUAGAUCAUCACCAACGGGUCCACAGCCUAACAGCAGCGGCAGAUCGUCUCCUCCAUCAUACCCACCUACCAUCUCCCCUUCUCCUCCCCCAACGCGACCAACAAGUACUCAGGUAUACCAAAGUAUCAGUACCAUACCACCGAAACCUCCAGCGUCAGCGCCUCCUACCUACCCGAGACGCGACCCUGUGAUGUUCAUCGUCCCUACCCCUCAUUCAAAUACCGCCCCGGCACUUCCUCCUGCACCCCGACCGGAGCCGAUGUCAUUGCCUCCAUCCAACAGCCAUUAUCUUUCUAGUCCUCCUCAGAACUCUUACUCGAACGAUGCAUACAAUGAAUAUCAGGAUUUCUCUCCUUCCCAGCAAGAAUACUAUCAUUAUCAACCACUACAAGCGAAUCAACAAGAGAAUAGUUCUUCGUCUUAUACUCCAGUGUAUGCCAAUCAGCAGGAAUGGAAGUACAAUGAAAACAAUCGGCAAAAAGCGCAGCCACAGCUACCGCAAAACGAAUGGGCACACCCAGCUACAGCACAAUCACCACAUAAUGAAUGGGCACACCAAGCUACACCACUAUCUAAGCCUGGCCUCAGCCAAUUUACAGUGGGCAAGCCAGAUGAUGUCCGAGACAAACAAUUGGUUGAAGUCAAGAGAAGCCCAAGCAAGAUACAAACAGUGGCAACUCGCUUGGGUGACUCAGAUAGUGAUUCUGACGACUAUUCUGAUUUUGUGAUUCGUGUUGGUCCCAUGGCCCACAAGAAGAUGGUAGAGGAGAAGUCGAGUGUGGAACCUGUUCGAUCGGAAAAGAGUCAAGAUGAAGCGCCGAGCAGCCAGUCUAAAGAACAAGAAGAUCAACCGAUUGACCUUGUAGACCCUUUUGCUGAUACAAAUGCUAUCGAGAAGGACAGCGAAUCACCCAAUGUUGUUGUGAACGAAGGUUCUUCAUAUUUUACGUCCAAGGCUGUACAUCCAGCAGAUCAAGGCGAAUUUAAUCCAUCCGGCGCAAAUAAUGAGCCAAGGCCCAGCCUUAGUGUUGCCGCUGACAUACAGCGACCCGAAUCGGCAGCCAACUUUCGUCAAAUGCAAGCGCGCCUCAACGCUCUUCUCAACGGCAAUCCCGAUCAAUCCAAGACUAUCCACGAAUCCCCGGAUGAAAGCAUCAAAAUUGAAAACGAGGAUGAAGCGGCAGAGCCAGAUGAAAAGGUGGAGAUGGCUCAUGAGGUUACUGUCGCUAGCGUCAAUACCCCGGCUCUGUAUCAUUCGCCUUUACAUCAUCGUUCGAAAUCAACUCCCCCUGAACAAUUCUCUCCUAUGACGCGAACUCCACAACCCUAUACGCGUACCACACAACCUCCCAAGCUUUUGCGGCCGCCCAUUCCGAUGACGCCGAAACCUAUCCCCAGCAGGAGUAAGAGUGUCCCGGAAUCGCCUACCACUGACGCUCGUAGAAACACCAUUGCCGAGCCACCCUUGUAUCCGCCUACCAUCACUCCAAGCUUACCACCUGCUAUGCUUCAAGGAGACGUCCUUGCUGGAAUUCCGCACAAUGAAUUUGGAUUUUACCGUGUCGAUACACCUGUACCAGGAACUCAGGUUUUGGAACGAAAAGCCUUACCACAAACACCACCUAAUUUACCUAAAGAAAAAUCAGAGAAUAGGCACAUCACGUGCAAGCUACCUAAGCAUUUCACAGCUGGCCAUCGUGUGUGGAUAGCCAUCAAGCCUAGCGAUACAGGCAAGACGUUGGCCCAUAGAAUUCAUGUCGUAGCCACGUUACGGACUAUGAAAAUUACAGGUAUAAAAACCGCUGCCGGUCGAGAGGUUCCCCUCGAUAACACGCCUGUUUUUCCCACUUGGCAAGAAAUUGAAACCUUUCAUGAUGGCGAGCUAUGGACAUUUGAAACCGGAGGCGAGCCAGAGAAUAUCUUGAUCCAAGGAGGUAAAGACUGGUUCAAGCAAAUCGUCACUAAUAUGCGCGACUAGUGUUGCGUAGGAAAGAACCACUGGCUACAUCUUGUUGCUAAAAAAAACCCCCACUUGUAAUUUUCUCUCUAUUUAAGCUUGUAAUUUUCAACUGAGCUCCAUGUAUAAAAAAUCAAUCGGAUUUGCAAUACAGCAACCUUUCGUCUUUAUUGAUUGUACAGUGCCUCAUUUUCAGCCCUCAUUCUCAGCCAUAGGAAAUGGAUAUGGAGCAGGAUGUAGAGACACCCUGAGCUAAAGUUACUUUGUACAUUUCUAUACCUUUAGAGGUUUGCUCCUUCUCUAUCCAGCCACUGCUUCCUUGCCGACACUUCACGCCCUAGUUAUCAACAAUUGUCGGAGGGUCUACCUUCCGUUUCAGUAAAAAGUCCAGCAAACGAUGCUCGAACCGUCGUAUCUAGUUCAAUAUUC
Messenger RNA from Umbelopsis ramanniana AG, 3097 nucleotides. RefSeq lists its product as uncharacterized. Bases 341 to 2689 code for a protein of 782 amino acids. The transcript has 5 exons. Lineage: Eukaryota; Fungi; Mucoromycota; Umbelopsidomycetes; Umbelopsidales; Umbelopsidaceae. The record is from RefSeq and is a predicted model, not a curated record.